GUUCUGUCGAAGAGGUAGCUGUCUGUCCUGCAAAGUGCGAAGCGAAGUUUCUAGAUUCAACGCUUAAAGUCGGGAAGAGAUCGGCGAUAUAACAUGCAAGGACAAGGAAGGUCGGAUUAUAAGCUCGGGUUGUGGGAAAGAUCGAAUUGAAGUGACCUUCAACGGUGUGCAGCAACAAAAUGCCAAAAUAUUGGAGAAGCAAGAUGGCACUCAUGAGAUUCCAUUUGUGAUAAAUAAGCUUGGCCUAGGGACUCUUCAGUUUGAAGCAAAGAUCAAUGGUGUUGUGGCUCCAGGUUGUUCUCUUGAAGCAGAAGUGAAAUGGCAGCUAAGUGAUGAUCAUGGCAGUGGGUAUUUACGAAAGAACGAGCAAAUGGUCAACUGCAUGUCAGGAGAGGGUGAUGUGGGGAAGUACUGUUUCAGGUUGGGGGAUACACCUAUGACGUCAGGUAUUGUGAAAUAUUUAAAGGAUUGUUUAUACGUUUCAUUUAUGAUUCCGAAAGGCUGGAGGGGAGCAGUUGCCGCAGCUGCAAGAACUCGCCAUCCUUGCGCCGAUUAAAAAAGUAAUUAAAGUUAAUUAAAGUUAAUUAAAGUUAGAGUUAAUCAGUGGCGGCGCCAGGGGGGGCAAGGGGGGGCAAAUGCCCCCCCAAAAUUAUUUUUUGCCCCCCCAUUUUGCCCCCCCUCAAAAAAAAUUAUUAGUCACUAAAAGCGACUAAAAGCUACACAAGCGUUCUGUCGUUAUCGGAAAAUGUAUGGCUUAUAAGUUGUCAUUACUCAUUAGUGAAUGCGCAUAUACAUAUGAAGCUGUUUUUUACAGUUUCAAUAUUAGUUUGUAAAUCUCUGAAUGGUAAAACUUGCCAAUACUCCAAUAACACGUUUCAAAAAAAGACAAAAAAGCUUUAGUUUUGCAGAGUUAAAUUCUCAAACGUGUAAGGCAAUAAUAAGAUGAAAGUAUCACGAAAUUAUUUGAAUACACCACAUCGCAUAUAUGGGGAGCGAAUGUCCUAAAGAGGGACGAUAUUCCUAGGGUAUUCGCCCCACCCCCCUGGGAGGCGAUAUUCCUAGGAAUAUCGCCACGUUUUGAGGGGGGGGGCGAAUUUCCUGGGGGGGGGGGGCGACCUUUUUAAAAAUUCUAUCUUGCCCCCCCAAAAUUUGAGUUUGCCCCUCAAAUGCCCUCCCAAAUUUGGAAGCCUGGCGCCGCCACUGGAGUUAAUUACAAUUUAUCUCUAUGAAUUCUCGAUUUCAGAAGAACAUCACUGGAAAGUCGAAGUCAGCCAUGCAGUACAAGACGCAGAAGAGUGUCUCCAAGAUCCAGAGGACCCAACAUUUGAAGUUGGUGUCAUCGAAGCCGGCGGUGAUUAUUCUGAAGCCAGUAUCGUGGACGAAAUUACGAAGAAAUGGGUUUACUCUGGACCGGCGAAAAACAUUACCACUGUUUUUUUGAAUCUUGAUAUGGGGAGAAAGUCCUUGGCAAUUUCGCCUGGAAGGUCGAAGUUUAGUUUUCGACGGAAAGUAUUUCAUGUGAAUGCUGAUGUGGUGUUUCCGUUUUUUUCCGUGAACUGCCCGCACUGCAGUCUUAUUGUACAUAUUGUAAAAUGAACUCAUGCGAUUGUCAUGCCUAAAAAGGUUUAUUUUUUGAAAGCUAAGCACUACUUAGAAAAGCUUUCUACUUGCAAUCUCGUGUCUUCAUUACAGCAUUAUAUAGUGGUGAUAAUCAGAGCGCAAAACUAUAAUGUACAGACUAGGAUUGUCGUUUGUUGACGGGAAAAUUGUUGCAUGCGAAAUACAUGCAGUGGAGUAACAUAUAAUGCAUUGCUUAUAUUACACGAAACGUGAGCAACUGAACAAUUUAAAAUGAUAAAUUUUGUCUGUAUGCCAGCGAGGUAGGACAGUGUAGUGACUGUGUUCGACGUUGCUUGUUUAUUUCACCUCAGUCAUAUGCAAGAAAAGUGCACCGUGCUU
This is a messenger RNA of Paramuricea clavata, 1959 nucleotides long. The record is from the annotation of a GenBank genome assembly. Lineage: Eukaryota; Metazoa; Cnidaria; Anthozoa; Malacalcyonacea; Plexauridae.